AUGGCCGCGUCCACCCUGUCCGUCUGCUCCAGCGACCUGAGCUACGGCAGCCAGGUCUGCCUGCCCGGUCCCCGGGACACCUGCACCGGCUCCUCCUGGCAGGUGGACGACGGCCCAGAGAGCUGCGGCCAGCCCCUCUGCUGUGUGCCCAUCUGCUGCACACCCGUCUGCUGCACACCCGUCUGCUGCACACCCGUCUGCUGCACACCCAUCUGCUGCACACCUGUCUGCUGCACGCCUGUGUGCUGCACGCCCGUGUGUUGCACACCCGUCUGCUGCACGCCCAUGUGCUGCACGCCCGUCUGCUGCACACCCAUCUGCUGCGAGCCCGUGUGCUGUGAGGCCGCCCCCUGCUCGGCCUCCUCGUGCUGCCAGCCCGCCCCCUGCCCCCCGUCCUGCUGCAGACCCUCCUCCUGCGUGUCCCUGCUCUGCCGGCCCGCGUGCUCCCGCCUGGCCUGCUGCGCCCCCGCCUCAGGCACGUCCUGCUGCUGGCCGGGCACGUCCCCCCAGGGCACAGCGCCCUGCCAUCCUGAGAGACCCAGCAUGGUCUCCUGGGCCCCAGAGGGUGGGGUGGCGCCGCAGCCCGUGGCCACGCGCGGCCUCCUGUGCUGCGACUCACGGAAGAGCGCCCUUCUUGACCUGACUCUGUGGCUUCCCUUUCUCCACGGGGUCUGUGCACACAGGUCAGGACUGAGGGGAGGCUGGGAGGACAGAGUCACGGAGGGACCUGAGCCCGGCUGGCCCUGGGGGGACGUGCCCGGUCAGCAGCGGGACGUGCCCGAGGCGGGGGCGCAGCAGGCCAGGCGGGAGCACGCGGGCCGGCAGAGCAGGGACACGGACGAGGAGGGUCUGCAGCAGGACGGGGGGCAGGGGGCGGGCUGGCAGCACGAGGAGGCCGAGUCGCUGGAGCAGACGGACAGGGUGGACGCGGCCAUGGACGACCACAGCCUCCGGGCCGUGGUUCCCGUGCCUGAGCCACGCGGAGCCCCCGGGCAGGACUGGGAGGGGGUCCCAGCCCUCGCCUCCCUCCCGGGCAGCCCCCUGGGUUGGACGGCCCGGCGUCUCCUCCAGGACAGUCCCGUCAGCCUCACCCAGCCCACUGCUGACCGGAUGCCCCACCUGCCUCCCCGCAGGACUCCGGACAGCCCACAGGGUCACGACCCCCACUGCGCCACCAUGGCCGCGUCCACCCUGUCCGUCUGCUCCAGCGACCUGAGCUACGGCAGCCGGCUCUGCCUGCCCGGUCCCCGGGACGCCUGCACCGGCUCCUCCUGACAGGUGGACGACGGCCCAGAGAGCUGCGGCCAGCCCCCCUGCUGUGGCCCCAGCCGCUGCGCCCCGGCCCCCUGCCAGCAGGCCUGCGGUGUGCCCGUCUGCUGCAAGCCCGUCUGCUGCACGCCUGUGUGUUGCACACCUGUCUGCUGCAAGCCCAACUGUCUCACACCUGUGUGCUGCAAGCCCGUCUGUUGCACGCCUGUGUGUUGCAAGCCCAUAUGUUGCACACCCGUCUGCUGCAAGCCCGUGUGCUGUGAGCCCGCCCCCUGCCCCCCGUCCUGCUGCAGACCCUCCUCGUCCGUGUCCCUGCUGCGCCGCCCCGCCUGCCGCCCCGCCUGCCGCGUGCCCGUCUCAGCCCAGAAGUCCUGCUGCUGA
Hippopotamus amphibius kiboko is the source of this 1650-nucleotide messenger RNA. RefSeq lists its product as uncharacterized. Gene Ontology annotation, cellular component: keratin filament. The transcript has 6 exons. The record is from RefSeq and is a predicted model, not a curated record. NCBI's taxonomy places the organism in Eukaryota, Metazoa, Chordata, Mammalia, Artiodactyla, Hippopotamidae.